This is a messenger RNA of Fimicolochytrium jonesii, 4110 nucleotides long. Its product is annotated as SNF2 family N-terminal domain-containing protein. The record is from RefSeq and is a predicted model, not a curated record. The transcript is spliced from 16 exons. The coding region runs from base 1 to 4110 and encodes 1369 amino acids. Gene Ontology annotation, molecular function: ATP binding; nucleic acid binding; hydrolase activity, acting on acid anhydrides, in phosphorus-containing anhydrides. NCBI's taxonomy places the organism in Eukaryota, Fungi, Chytridiomycota, Chytridiomycetes, Spizellomycetales, Powellomycetaceae.
AUGGCUCCCUCCGCUAAACAACCACCUCCCCCGCAAGCAACAUCCCAACUCCUGACUCUCACUCCUACUUCUUCUUCUUCUUCCACAGCCGCCGCAUCUCCAGACCCAUCACCACCACCAGCACCACACCCUCGGAAGAAGAGACGAUUGGACCCAUCUUCCACCUCCCUCAGCGACGCUACAACAACGGACGGGGAGUCUUCAAGACACAACAAUCAAGCCUCUGGAAACAACGACUUGGGCAUCCCCGGAUUGCAGGAAUUGUACGACUAUGGAGAGGUUCAGAGAGAGAUUCACGAACGGGCGAGCCAGGAAGGGUUAGGGGGACACUUGCUGAAUAUUGAGCAAACACCAGUGCCUGAUGUUGUGGAUGAGGUUGAGGCAGUUGACUCUGAGGAACCCGAACCCAGCGCAUCACAAUCCGCUGACAGCGACGUCGAGAUUGCCAGCUACAGGAGCGCCGUCGUAGGCAUCCGCUAUUAUCGGGGCAUGGUGGGCAACCACGAAAGCGUCAUCCUCGAGCGGGACCCUGGAAACCCUUACGACGCGAACGCUAUUCGGGUCCUCAACAUCGGCAGAGUACAGGUUGGCCAUAUCCCUCGUGACCAGGCCGCCGCUCUCGCGCGUUUCAUGGAUAGGGGCGACAUUCGCGUAGAGGGUACCGUGCCCAGCGGGGAUCGCGUGUACAAACUGUCCUUGGACUUGGAAGUUUAUGGCUCCGCUGCGGUACGCUCACAUGUACUGGAUGUCCUCGCGCCCUACCUGACCGCCGACAAGAAGGGUGGUGGUCCAAAGAAGCCGGUUCCCCUAGGCCCGCCCGUCGAUCUCGCUCUGCAGCAACUCGUUCGCGAGGGCAUCAAAACGGAUCCCAGCCAGUCACGGAGGAUGUUGGACGAUCUCUGUCGUAAGGGCAAGGAACUCUCGGAGAUGCCUCUUCAUCCGCAAGCGCCGUCGGCUCUGCGCACCAAGUUGCACCCGUAUCAACUCCAGGGACUUGCCUGGAUGGUCAAAAGCGAGCACCCGCAGUUACCGACUGAAGCUGAUAACGCAAACACCAAAGAGGACCUGCCUCAGAAACAGUUCUGGAUGGUGCAGCGGGAUGAGAAGGGACUCUUUUACCUCAACGUGGCCACCGACAGCCCCGUGCGAGCUCCGCCGCAACUAUGUCGCGGUGGCAUUCUGGCGGACGAUAUGGGUCUCGGCAAAACUCUAACCUCGAUUGCCCUCAUCCUCAGCGACCCCACUGGCGCGCCCCUCAUCCCACCCCCCGUCCCCGACGUAAAGUCAAAGUUCGGAAAGCAAACGCUCAUAGUGGCUCCACUCUCCGUCAUCUACAACUGGUGCACGCAGAUCCACACGCACGUGCGCGACGGCGAGCUUUCCGUCUACGUUUAUCACGGAAACGACAGGAACGUCACAGCUGCUGCUUUGAGAAAGCACGACGUGGUCGUCACGACAUAUCAGACAUUGGCGUUGGAACCGAAUGGAGGGCAGUUGAGUCAAUCGGCCAAAGCGAAGGGCAAACAGCGCGCGAGGGGGCAGGAUGACUUGCCGGAGUAUACUGGGGUUUUGCAUUCUAUCAAGUGGCGGCGGGUCUCACUGGAUAUCGCACGCAAACCUGCGAAUGGCCACCUCAUCCGCAACCGCAAAACCCAAGUAUCCAUAGCCUGCGCAGCCCUUCACUCCGAACGCCGCUGGAUCCUCUCCGGCACCCCCAUCGUCAACGAAAUCGACGACCUCUACGGCAUGGUCCGCUUCCUUAAAGUCGAGCCCUUCGACGACCACCAAUGGUGGAAUCGCUGCUUUAAACGGCCCCUCAGCAGGGGUUUGGAGGAUGGGUUUCAGCGGCUGCGCGUGCUGAUGCAGGAGAUUUGUUUGAGGAGGACGAAGAGUAUGAAGAUUGAGGGGGAGCCAAUUGUGAUGUUGCCACCGGCGAAGGUCUUUAUGUUCAAGUGUAAAUUCGAGAAGGAGGAGCAGGAGGUGUAUGAUGAGGUUGCGGGGGAGAGUAAGAGACUUGUGGCGCGGUUUGCGAAGGAGGGCACUUUGGGUAAGAACUCCGCCCAAAUGCUCGUCUUCCUAACCCGUCUCCGUCAACUCUGCGACAACAUGUCCCUCUGUCCUCAACACUUCCUCGACGACAUGCGUUCAGGGCGGCUAUCCAAGGAAGCUGCAGGCGUGCCCGAGCUGGAUCUCAACGAUGAAAAUAUUCAGAAGCUUCUUCAGAAACUUGUCGAUGCGGAUGAGAAUGGCGUGGAAUGUCCGAUCUGUCUGGAGUCGCUUAAGGGGCCCGUCAUCACCCCUUGCACGCACGUGUUCUGUAGGGAGUGUAUCCAGACUGUUAUCAAGACAAAACCAACAUGCCCAAUGUGCCGCAACGACCUCCAACACAAACCUCUCCUCUCCCGGCCCAAACCCACCAUCACAGAAGACACCGGCUCCCAACCCCUCCCCCGCGCACCCGUCUCAACAUCCACCCUCCCCUACGAAUCCACCAAAAUCCGGCACCUAAUCUCCUUCCUCAAAACACAACCCGCCGACGACAAGGCCCUCGUUUUCUCGCAGUUUACGUCCAUGCUCGAUAUGGGGAUCUCGUUUGUGCGGUUUGAUGGGAAGAUGGGGUUGAAGGAGCGGGGGGAGGUUUUGAGUGCUUUCUCCGGGGUGGUGAUGAAAGAGGGGACGGGGAAGGGGAAGAAGGGAAAAGGGAAGGGAAAGAAAGCUGCGGGGGUGAACGGAGAUGCGGAGGUGGAUGCCCCGCCGAGGGUGAUGCUUAUUUCGUUGAAGUCGGGGUCUUUGGGAUUGAACCUAACAUCAGCCAACCGCGUCUACGUCCUCGACCCCCACUGGAACAGCUCCGUGCAAACCCAAGCCAUCGACCGCGUCUACCGUCUCGGGCAAGUCAAACCCGUCACCGUCGUCCAGCUCAUCGUCGCGGGAACAAUCGAGGAGCGUAUCCUGGAGAUUCAGGCGAAGAAGGAUCGUUUGGUGGAGGAUGCGUUUCGGGGGUUUAAGCAAGGGGGUGGGAGGGUGGAGGAUGCAAGUAGUAGGAGAGCGAGGGUUGAGAGUGAUUUGAGGGUGCGACCAAAAUGCUGCCAUGCCAUCGUUAUUGAGACAAGCACCCUCCCAUCCCGGCAGAAAGUGAGCAAAUGCAAUCCCGGAGACUUCGGCCCCAAACUGGUCACGGACGUCGCGCAGGGCGGAAGUGUUCUGAGAACUGGAAUGUUGGAGGGGCGACCGGAGAGUGGUGUGAGGUUGACGAAGGAUGGGCCUCGGGGUGGGGUUUCCUCCAACCCACUGGUAACCGCCCAUAGAGUCUCCGCCGCUAAGUAUGUCACAGUGACAGAGAGCUCAGUCAAGAUCUACUUCGCGCCACCGCAUGCCCUGCUUAGUGCGACCUGGAUUAAUUCUAAUAUCCUCGACUCGCUGAUCCAUCUUCUGAUGGAUGAAAUUCAGUUAUGCAGGGCCCAAUGCUCGGAAGGCGCAGAUUCUCUCUGGCAUACCAUGCCGCGCCGUCUCGUGGUUGUGCGCCACGCCUCCUAUGGCUCUGGUCUCAUCGUGGCGCUGUCAUUUAUAUUCGUCAAAAGGGAUGUUAAGCUCUCCUUUGAGAGGCAACGCAUUCCUUUAGAAGGAGGAGCUGAGGAACACAAGGGUCUCGCUGGGCCUCGCUUUGUUAAGCUAGGCGCCGGAUUCCCAAGUCUGACGCGCGAGGAGUUGGGGAACUUUCCCCCGACGCGUUUUGUGCUUAUAUCUUUACGGAUUCGCGAAGAGGCAUUCGACUGGGUGAAGGAAUUACUUGGCAGGGAGUACUUACCAAAUCCCUUAUCUUCGCCGCCCUCCCCGAAGGGCACUCCUCCCCACUCCCUCGACACAGAAAUCUUCAACGACGUAUUUGACAAAAUGAUGGUCGCUGAGGGUAUCCAAAGAACACGCACAAUCGUAACAUCACCCGCUUGUCAAUGCUUCCCAAACGAGGAAUUUGAGCCUGGCGGUUUCAAUCGCUGGGCUCGCAUUCCGUGUCGGGAGGGAGUGACGCGACGCUGCGCGGGAAGAUGUUGGAUGGACGGAUACACGGGUCGUUUGAAUGUCAUAGCUUGUUUGGAUGAGCCGAUAUGA